CAGCGCUGCGGGUGUCUUGAAGGAGGGUCGAGGCCUUGGGGACCUGUUCCUCAACCUCAGCGGAUGAAUGGCGACUGUGGAUGACCUCAAAUUUCAAGAAUUUGACGAUGCAGCUAAUUUGCUUGCAGCAAAUCCAGAUGCUACCACAAUAAGCAUCGAUGAGCCAGUUGAAAUCCCCAAGAAUCAGCGCGGCCGUCUGCAGGAGCCAGGGAGAGAAGAGGAUGAUGAAUUACUGGGGACCGAUGACUCUGAUAAAACAGAGCUGCUUGCAGGACAGAAGAAAAGUGCCCCUUUCUGGACAUUUGAGUACUACCAGACGUUCUUUGAUGUGGACACAUACCAGGUCUUGGACAGAAUCAAAGGUUCGGUUUUCCCAGUACCAGGGAAGAACUUUGUAAGGCUGUAUAUCCGCAGCAAUCCUGACCUUUACGGUCCCUUUUGGAUAUGUGCCACACUUGUUUUUACUAUUGCUGUUAGUGGCAAUCUCUCGAAUUUCUUCAUCCAUCUGGGCAAACCAACGUACCACUAUGUACCCGAGUUCAGAAAAGUGUCCAUAGCAGCAACAGCGAUUUAUGCGUACGCUUGGCUUGUUCCCCUUGCUCUCUGGGGAUUCCUGAUGUGGAGGAACAGUAAAGUUAUGAACAUUGUCUCCUACUCGUUCCUGGAGAUAGUGUGUGUAUAUGGCUACUCCCUCUUCAUUUACAUUCCCACAGCGAUUUUAUGGAUCAUUCCACAAAAAGUGGUGCGCUGGGUCCUGGUGAUGUUCUCCUUGUGCCUUUCGGGAUCUGUUUUGGUGAUGACCUUUUGGCCCGCUGUCCGAGAUGACAACCGGAGGAUUGCACUGGCGACCGUGGGAACCGUUGUUCUGCUUCAUGCCCUGCUGGCUGUUGGCUGUUUGGCAUACUUUUUUGAUGCCCCUGAACUGGAUUUUCCUGCACCUAUUAUCCCUGCUCACAAUGGAACAACAGUAGUAACAAAGAGUCAGUAAAUAAGGU
Messenger RNA from Cariama cristata (Red-legged seriema), 995 nucleotides. RefSeq names its product Yip1 domain family, member 1 (gene YIPF1). Gene Ontology annotation, biological process: vesicle-mediated transport. Gene Ontology annotation, molecular function: small GTPase binding. The transcript has 8 exons. Gene Ontology annotation, cellular component: membrane; Golgi apparatus. The record is from RefSeq and is a predicted model, not a curated record. Bases 68 to 988 code for a protein of 306 amino acids. NCBI's taxonomy places the organism in Eukaryota, Metazoa, Chordata, Aves, Cariamiformes, Cariamidae.